AUGGCCGGCGGAGGCAUAUACGUGACGGGGAGGCUCGUCCGCGUCGAGUGGUGCACGCAGCAUCUGCUGGGAGGGCCGGAGUUGACGGCGGCGAGCACUUCCGCGGCGGCCGGAUCUCCGGAAACACUAAAAUCCCUCCGCGCCGCGCCGGACGCGUCCGCUCCGGCCGGACAAGUCGCCGCCCCCCCCGGCCAAUCCCGUGCCGCCACGUCACUCCGCCGCCGCCCGUACCGCCGCCGCCCGGGGAGCCCGCAGCCGGCCCCCGCGGGACCGCGCCUCCGCCCGCCUCCGCGCCCAGCGCGCCGCCUGCCCGCGCCGCUGCCCGCCGGCCGGCCCCGCCGCGGCUCGCCGCCGCCGGCGCCCGUGCCCGCCGGCGCCCCUCGCCGCUCGGCGCCGUGCUCCGCCGCCCUCCGGCGCCCUCCUCUCCCCGCCAGCGACCGCCGCCCCUUCCUCCUCCCGCCGGCGAGCCGUCCGCCGCCCCGGCGAGAGCCCGAGCCGGCAUCUCCCUCGAUCGGAUCUGGUAAAGCUCCGACGUUGACUUUCUCCUCGAACCCCUCAAAUAUUUUCUAA
Aegilops tauschii subsp. strangulata is the source of this 570-nucleotide messenger RNA. NCBI's taxonomy places the organism in Eukaryota, Viridiplantae, Streptophyta, Magnoliopsida, Poales, Poaceae. The record is from RefSeq and is a predicted model, not a curated record.